Molecule: messenger RNA, 2047 nt
Organism: Archocentrus centrarchus (flier cichlid)
Lineage: Eukaryota; Metazoa; Chordata; Actinopteri; Cichliformes; Cichlidae
Gene: pdzk1
Product: PDZ domain containing 1
Exons: 8
Coding region: 71-1606 (511 amino acids)
Biological process (GO): protein localization to plasma membrane
Cellular component (GO): apical plasma membrane
Molecular function (GO): protein binding; protein-membrane adaptor activity
Source: RefSeq, a predicted model, not a curated record
AGAUAAUAGCUAAACAGUAACAGGUGAGCUCUCCUUCUGGAUUCAGACGCUGAGGAGAGACAAACUGGACAUGGCUGCGUACAAGCCAAGGGUGAUUUCGCUAACGAAGAAACCGAACCAGACAUUUGGCUUCUAUCUGAGGUUGGAGGGUGGCGAGGAGGGUCACCUGAUCCGCUCCUUGGAAAUGGGAGGUCCAGCCGAACGGGCUGGCAUGAAAGACGGAGACCGCAUCCUCCGGGUCAAUGGAACAUUUGUCGAUGAACGGCCUCAUUCUGAGGUGGUGGACUUGGUGAAAAGCAGUGGAACAUCUGUCACUUUCCACACUCUAGAUGAAUCCUCCUACAAGCGAGCAAAAGCGCAGGGAGUAAAUCUGUCUGACCCGGCAAGCAGGCCAGUUGCCAAUGGAGUGGAAAAACACAGUCUAAAACCCAAACUGUGCUACUUGGUAAAGUCCAGCUCGGGCUUUGGGUUUUCAGUUCGCUCAGUCAACGGUGAGGAGGGUCUGUUCAUGACAGAAGUGAUCCCAGGAGGCGUGGCUGACAGAGCAGGGAUCAAACUCAACGACCGUCUGGUGGAGGUCAACGGGGAGAACGUAGAAAACUCCACACACGAUGUGGUAGUGGGCAAAAUGAGACUUGCAGGCAGCAAUAUCAUGCUCCUGCUGGUCAAUGAGGAAACAGACAAGUUCUAUCAGAAGAAGCAAGUGAAGAUUGGAUCGUGGAUAGCCACAACAAUGUACCUCCCUCACCAACCACGUAUCAUCAACAUGACCAAAGGAUCUGAUGGAUAUGGCUUCAGCCUUAAAGAGCUAAAUCAACCAGGACACUUCAUCAGGGACAUAGAGAGAGGCAGUCCGGCAGAAAAAGCACAUCUGAAGGAAAUGGACAGGCUGGUGGCUGUGGAUGGCAGAGAGGUGUCCAGCUGUAGCCACGAGGAGGUGGUAGACAAGAUCAAGCUGAGUGGCAACAAUUGCAGCCUCCUAGUAGUGGACAAAGACACGGACGAAAUGUAUAAGCUGGGGGAAGUUUCUCCUCUGCUGUUCUGGGAGGACAUGAAGGAUUCCAACUCACCUCCCAGUUACACAGAAGCUGUAAAUUUCUCUGCUCCUGUCCAACCAUCCACACCUGUUCCAGAGAGGAAGGAGGAGCUCAGGCCUAAACUAUGUAAAUUGGAGAAGACCUCAACUGGCUUUGGCUUUCAUCUUAAUGGUGUCCAGGGGGUGUAUGGCCACUACAUCCAAAAGUUGGUGAAGGGUGGAGCAGCUGACAAGGCAGGCUUGGAGGAUGAUGACAUUGUGGUUGAGGUGAACGGGGUGAAUGUGGAGCAGAGCUUCCAUGAAGACGUGGUGAAGAUCAUCCAAGGCAGUGGAAAUUCCCUGGAGAUGUUGGUGGUUAAAAGGAGCAUCUAUGAUAAGCUCAAAGCUAAAGGAGUCCCUAUCACACGCCAGCUCCUUGGGGAAACAUCUUAUGCCCAAGUCCACAGUGCAGACACUCCAGAAGCCAGCGAGAGGGAGACCAGACCGAAGACCCAGACUGAACCAGAAAGACAGAGGAAUUCAUCUGUGUCAUCAUCGUCAUCUGAAGAAAGCAUCGAUGAGAGACUCUAAGAAGCGACCUGAAGGACCCCUCUCCCAAUUUGGCCUAAUUUGACGUUGAUCCGUCAGCUUGGCUUCACACAAACACUUAAUAUCAAAUGAUUAAAAUAAAAAAGUUGACAGAAAUAGCAGGACAGUAAAGACUUCACUUCAAAUUCACUGUCAAAAUCUGAUUCAUGGCAGAGCAGCUGCUACAGCGGUAUGAAAUGGCUGAGAACAAAAACCUCUUUGUGAAUAUCAAGAAUUUUCAGGAGCCUUUGCUCAACGAUCCUUUGAUCUGCUUUUUGAUGAGUUUGUGCAGUCAUGAGUAAUAUCCUUCCUACUAUGAAAACCAUGUUACUAAGAAUGAAAACCAUAUCAAUACUGCCAGUAAACACUGUGACCUUUCAUGUAUUUUCUCUCCUGGCAUGAACUGCUGCUUUUAUUUAAUGUUCCAAAUAACUAAACUUUAUU